Molecule: messenger RNA, 891 nt
Organism: Callithrix jacchus (white-tufted-ear marmoset)
Lineage: Eukaryota; Metazoa; Chordata; Mammalia; Primates; Cebidae
Gene: OR2B3
Product: olfactory receptor family 2 subfamily B member 3
Biological process (GO): G protein-coupled receptor signaling pathway
Cellular component (GO): membrane
Molecular function (GO): G protein-coupled receptor activity; olfactory receptor activity
Source: RefSeq, a predicted model, not a curated record
AUGAAUUGGAAAAUGAAAGCCCCCAAAGAAUUUGUACUACUUGGCUUCUCAGAUAAGCCUUGGCUACAAAUGCCCCUUUCUGUGGUCCUGUUAAUAUCACACACAAUCAGCAUCCUUGGCAAUGUGUCCAUCAUGAUGCUGUGCAUUCUGGGUCCCAAACUUCAUACACCCAUGUGUUUCUUUCUCACUAAUCUCUCCAUCUUAGGUCUCUGCUACACCACAACUACAGGUCCUCCUAUGUUGGUAAAUAUGGGUCGCAACAAAGAGACCAUCAGCUAUGUUGGCCAACUCAUCAUCGUCCUGGCCUUAGGUGCUACUGAGUGUCUCCUUCGGGCUGUUACGUCCUUUGACAGAUUUGUGGCUGUUUGCAGACCCCUUCACUACGUAGUCAUCAUGAAUUACUGGUUCCGCCUAAGGAUGGUGGCCUUCUCCUGGCUUACUGGUUUCAGCAACUCAGUGCUGCAGUCUUCCUUGACCCUUAACAGGCCUGGUCACCAGGAAGUGGACCACUUUUUCUGCGAGGUGCCUGCCCUUCUCAAGUUGUCAUGUGCUGACACAAAGCCUAUUGAGGCUGAGCUCUUCUUCUUUAGUGUAUUAAUUCUUCUAAUUCCAGUCACAUUGUUUCUCAUAUCCUAUGGCUUCAUAGCUCAAGCAGUAUUAAAAAUCAGGUCAGCAGAAGGACGGCGAAAAGCAUUUGGGACAUGUGGGUCCCACAUGAUUGUGGUGUCUCUCUUUUAUGGAACAGCCAUUUAUACGUAUCUACAGCCACCUUCAUCCACCUCUAAGGACUGGGGAAAGAUGGAAUCAUCACACCUCCUCAUCUACAGCCUUAGAAAAGACAUGAAGGAGGCCUUCAAGAGGGUGAUGCCAAGAAUCUUCUGGAAGAAGUAA